This is a messenger RNA of Danaus plexippus (monarch butterfly), 1160 nucleotides long. RefSeq names its product mitochondrial coenzyme A diphosphatase NUDT8. NCBI's taxonomy places the organism in Eukaryota, Metazoa, Arthropoda, Insecta, Lepidoptera, Nymphalidae. Gene Ontology annotation, molecular function: coenzyme A diphosphatase activity. Bases 149 to 805 code for a protein of 218 amino acids. The record is from RefSeq and is a predicted model, not a curated record. The transcript has a single exon.
AUUUACAUUUUUUUACUAUUUUUUUUUAUUACUUUUAUAAACAUAGGUUACAAAACAAAGUCCAACUUUGAAAGGCUCAACGUCCACUACUUAACCAAUUAAGUUUAAUGUUUCGCUAUUUUAGCAAUAAGUUCAGUUUCCCGUAGCAAUGUCUUUGUCACCUCAAAUUUUAUUAUCGAAAACGGUACGGGAAAAAUGUGUUGCAAAAUUUAAAGAAUUACCAUCAUACAUACAGCCCGGGAAUCUUUUAAAACCUCGUGCCGCUGUGUUAGUCCCUUUAUUCAUUCAAAAUGGUGAAGUCCACCUGUUGUAUACCCUUAGAUCGAGUAAUUUGAAGAAUCACAGUGGUCAAGUAUCGUUCCCAGGUGGAAAAGUCGAUGAAAAUGAAUCACUGAUUGAAACUGCUUUGAGGGAAACUCAUGAAGAAAUUGGUGUCCCGCCAUCAUCAGUCAAUGUUUGGGGUGAAAUGCCUCCAAUGCAGGGUCGCGAUGGCAACAUCUUAAUUACUCCUGUGGUAGGAGUCAUUACAGAUUUGGACGUAAAAAAACUAAAUCCUAACAUACACGAAGUAGCCGAGAUAUUUUCUGUAUCAAUGUCAUCAUUUUGUAAUAAAAAUAAUCAUGCUCAUUUUAAAUACAAUGAUAUAAUUCUUCCGGUGUAUUUGUCAGCGAACCACAGGAUAUGGGGUAUCACAGGUUUUAUAACACAUAUGUUUCUCCAGUGUUUCCUUCCCAAAGAACUGUAUAAGGUUGACUUUACAAGAAAAGAGUUUACGCUCGACGAGCUUAUGCCUUCAAAACUCUGAAAAUAUAUAUAUUUUCCUUUAAUGACCGAGGUUCGAGCCAAUAUGAAAACAUUACAGUUGUAAUUAAGUUAAUACUUUUGAUGCAAGGCAUGUACAUAAUUUUUAUCUUAUAUUUUAUUCUGUAUACAUGUUGUGUAUUUUAUAUAUAUUUUUUUUUAUAUAUAUGUUCACAACAUUAUAAAAUUAAAUUAAUUAAUUAAUAUUUAAAAUAAUUAAUUAUUUAAAAAAAUAUUAAUGGUAAUUUAUUUGCUUAUCAACUUGUUAAAUAAUAUUUACAAUAUUGUGAUUAUAUAAUUAUUGUUAUGAAUGUUUUCUUUUAUUACAAUUUUUUUUUUUAUUAAAACAAUUUAUUAUU